Clarias gariepinus (North African catfish) is the source of this 1823-nucleotide messenger RNA. RefSeq names its product peroxisomal biogenesis factor 16 (gene pex16). NCBI's taxonomy places the organism in Eukaryota, Metazoa, Chordata, Actinopteri, Siluriformes, Clariidae. The coding region runs from base 84 to 1127 and encodes 347 amino acids. The record is from RefSeq and is a predicted model, not a curated record. Gene Ontology annotation, cellular component: peroxisomal membrane. The transcript is spliced from 11 exons. Gene Ontology annotation, biological process: peroxisome organization.
CGUCUCGCUUUGCGGAAGUGCCACUCACGCUCGCUCGCGUGUUUCAGUUAAGGUGGUUUUAUGUGAUGCUGUAGCUUGCACAGAUGUCUAGAGUGUAUUUAGAGAAGAUCGCGCGCCUUUGUGAGCGCUACCGGGACUUUGUGACCCGGAACCCGGGCGCUACGGCGCAGCUGGAGAGCGCAGUGCGGACCCUGUCGUAUCUCAUAGCAGGUCAGAGGCUUCGAAGAAGUGAAAGUCGCUUUUCAGACUCUCAUGAACUUUCAGAGUUGGUGUAUUCAGCAUCAAACCUGCUGGUGUUGCUGAAUGAUGACAUUCUUAGGAAAGCUCUCUCCAAGACACUGCCUGUGUCUCUCUCCCAGCAGAGGCUGCUAACUUGGCUUUCUGUCCUGGAGUAUGUGGAGGUCUUCACUGAGAUGGGAGCCGCCAAGCUGUGGAAAGAACCCGGGCGCUGGCUGGUUGUCGUCCUGAUUCAGAUCGCAAAAGCUAUCCUGCGCAUCCUGCUACUUUUCUGGUACAAAUCGGGCAUCCAGACAUCACCUCCCAUAAUCCCUCUGGAUAGAGACACACAGCUGUACGACAGAGAUCAGGGCAGCAGUGAGGAAGACGUCACAUUCGUUGGACAGCGCUCAGGCCGAGUGGUGAGACCUCUAAGAAGUGCAUCUUCACUGCAGAGUCGGCUGUGGGGUGGUCAUCACAGAGAGAGGAAGCGGAGGGAACAAGAGGAGGACCUACAGGCAAGUCCCACCCCCCUGGGCCUGCAGGAGACUAUUGCAGAAUCACUGUACAUCGCUCGGCCCAUAGUGCACCUGACUGCCCUGGGACUUUGUGGCAGACGUUCCUGGAAACCAUGGCUCAUCUCAGGCAUCCUGGAGAUAACAAGUUUCAGUUUGUUGUCUGAUACGGCAAAGACGCUGAACCGCAGAGAGAGGGCCGAGAUGAGAAGACGAGCCUUCCUCCUGCUCUACUACCUGCUCCGCUCACCUUUCUAUGACCGAUAUUCUCAAGCGAAGAUUCUCUUUCUUCUCCGGUUUUUGGCUGAUUACAUUCCUGGAGUAGGCUUAGUUGCACGCCCACUGAUGGACUAUUUACCCGUUUGGCAGAAGAUCUACUUUUAUAACUGGGGUUGAGGCUAAUGAUCAUGGAAAAGGUCAAGCAGACCUGUACCAUAAAGGACUGAGAAAGUACUUGUGUGUGUGUGUGAGCUGCAAACAUCGCAUGGGGACACAAAAAUACACAUGAAAAGGUCCGGCGACAAUCCUAAUUGAAAAGGAGUUAAAAGUAGAUGAAGUAGAAGCUCUGUGACUUGACACAUUAUUUCAGUUUAUUUAGCUCGCCUAAUUCAAUUAUGAUUGUUAGCACAAAAUGUACAGUCAAUUAUCGAGUUAUCAUUAUCAUUGUUGUCUUUAAUUUUUCUUUUUUUUAGUUUUGAUUAUUUUUUUUUUAUAAUAUUGUAUAGUUCAAUUCUUUAAAACUCUCUGCCACCUCUUUGCUCAUUUUCCUAUAAAACAUAUUUUUGUUCAAUUAGAUUUAGUUUUUUAAUUUAGGUUUUCUUUUAAUGGUUACAUACAAUAGAACACAAUUGAAACAGAUUUGCUGAGCAUAAGUUAUUAUUGUUAGAGAUAUUUUCAAUCUGACGUAUUACCAUUUUCAGUAGAAUUGAUAAAAAGUUGUAAGACCUUUUCAAAGGACAUCCUGCCUUUCUGGAUGCCCUUUACUUCAAACCAGCAUAAUAAGCAUUAAAUUGGUGAAUUUUCUCUGUUUUUCACUGUGAACUAACUGAAAGCUCAUUUUCGUAAUUGAGUAAAACUGACUUGUGCAAUGGC